Messenger RNA from Phyllopteryx taeniolatus (common seadragon), 5307 nucleotides. It is a transcript of the gene c2cd5, whose product is annotated as C2 calcium dependent domain containing 5. Gene Ontology annotation, biological process: positive regulation of vesicle fusion; positive regulation of D-glucose transmembrane transport; positive regulation of protein targeting to membrane. The record is from RefSeq and is a predicted model, not a curated record. The coding region runs from base 317 to 3775 and encodes 1152 amino acids. The transcript has 30 exons. Gene Ontology annotation, molecular function: calcium ion binding; calcium-dependent phospholipid binding. NCBI's taxonomy places the organism in Eukaryota, Metazoa, Chordata, Actinopteri, Syngnathiformes, Syngnathidae. Gene Ontology annotation, cellular component: plasma membrane.
CCAACCCUCAUUCGUCAUGGCUUCCAUGCUAGCCCGUAGUUACAUCGUACUGUAAUUGUUUUAAGGGGGCUUGGCUCGGACGAAAUGCCACUACAAUACCACUAAAAACGUCUCUUCGGACGUCAUGUUAUCCGGUGUGCAUCCAAUUUAACGCUGACGUUGUCCUGCUUAAGUGUACGUGGAACGUGUUAUGGAAGCGAGACAGACACGGGUGGUCUGUGGAGCGGCGGGCUGUCAACGACAAUGUCCUCCUUAGCAGCUCUCUGACGAGCUUAUUGUGGAUGUCGUAGGCCUGGGAUCAGCCUAAAUUUGAAUCAUGCCUGGAAAACUAAAAGCAAAAAUUGUGGCAGGCCGGCACUUGCCUGUCAUGGACAGAGCCAGUGAGCUUACAGAUGCUUUUGUAGAGGUCAAGUUUGGAAACAUAACAUUCAAAACAGACGUAUGCCCCAAAUCCCUCAAUCCACAGUGGAACUCGGAAUGGUUCAAAUUUGAGGUUGAUGAUGAGGACCUGCAAGACGAGCCGCUGCAGAUCACCGUGUUGGACCACGACACAUACAGCGCAAACGACGCCAUUGGGAAGGUUUACAUCGAUAUUGACCCACUGCUGUGCAGUGAGGCCGCCUCAGUCAUCUCCGGCUGGUUUCCCAUCUACGACACCAUCCACGGUAUCCGUGGGGAGAUUAAUGUCCUGAUCAAAGUGGAGCUCUUCAAUGACUUGAACCGCUUCAGACAAUCCUCCUGUGGAGUCAAGUUCUUCUGCACCACCUCCAUACCGCGGUAUUACCGAGCGACAAUGGUCCACGGUUUUGUGGAGGAGCUUGUGGUGAAUGAAGACCCUGAGUACCAGUGGAUUGACCGCAUCAGAACCCCUCGAGCCUCCAAUGAAGCCCGCCAGAGGCUGAUCUCGCUUAUGUCAGGAGAGUUGCAGAGGAAGAUAGGUCUCAAAGUGCUAGAGAUGGGGGGGAACGCAGUGGUGGGCUACUUGCAGUGUUUCGACCUGGAGGGAGAAUCAGGCCUGGUGGUGCGGGCCAUAGGUACUGCCUGCACUCUGGACAAAAUCACCUCUGGAGGCGCUACUGCCACUACUAUCACCGCCGCCACCACACACAUGCACCUGAGCACGGCUCCUGCUUCCAAUGCGUGCAAUUCCCCUUCUAAGGACGGAAAGGAGCCGGUAUUUGGUGAGGACCUUCCCUCGUCACCCGGUCCGCCCACCCCUUUCAGAGCGCUCCCCACUUCCCCCUUCUCCCCCCCCCCUUUCUCGCCCCCUCAAGCCAGCCGCCAGUCCUCAUCAUCAGACACAGACCUCAGUUUGACGCCCAAGACGGAGGAGCCCCAGUCGGUGAGACGCAGGCCAGGCAUCUUCCUCUGCCCGAGCUCCCCUGUGCUCUCUACGUCUUUCUCUAGCUCAGUGGGCGGGGGUGCUUCUGGGUCCGCCACAAGAAACACCAACCUGCCCCUUCCCUCUUCUACCCACUCUGACUCUGCCUUGCUGAGAAAGAGUGUGUCCUUCACGGAGGACUUUCUACUGACGGCGUCCGGAAUGGGCAGCGGGGGCAGUGGCGGCAAGGAGGCGGGGCCCCUGAAGACGCUGCUCAGACAGCAGACGCAGACGGUUCUGGAGCAGAGGGAGUUCCCCUUCUUCACGUUGACGUCUUUCCCAGCUGCCUUUCUGGUCCACGUUGGCGGAGUUGUCAGCGCUCGAUCGGUCAAACUGCUGGACCGCAUACACAACCCCGAUGAGCCAGAGACCCGCGACGCCUGGUGGGAGGAGAUACGACAGGAGAUCAAGUCUCAUGCCAAAGCUCUCGGCUGCCAUGCCGUCGUGGGAUACAGCGAGAGCACCAGCAUCUGCGAGGAAGUGUGCAUCCUGUCCGCAUCUGGCACGGCAGCCAUCUUGAAUCCUCGCUACAUGCGGGAAGGCUGUUUGGACGUAGCAGGCACGGACCACAGGUUUGAGGAGCCAGCUCCCUCAAGUUGCGGCUUCUGUCACAUACCAUACGAUGAGUUCAACAUGCCCUUUCCCGCCCAGCUCACCUACUGCUUCCUCUGCAGACGACAAAAGGUCCCUGAUGUUCUGUUCACAACAAUCGACCUGCCAUCAGAAGCAGCCGUCUCAGGGAAAGGCUGUCUCAUUCAGGCCAGGCUAUGCCGUCUGAAGAAGCGAGCCCAGGGAGAGGUGAACGCCACGGCCAUCUCCAACCUGCUUCCUUUUAUGGAAUACGAACUACACACUCAGUUGAUGAACAAGCUGAAGCUGCGCAGCAUGAACGCUCUGUUCGGCCUUCACAUACAGAUCAGCGUUGGCGAGAACAUGCUGCUGGGUCUGGCUUCCGCCACAGGAGUGUAUCUGACUGCCCUCCCGACACCAGGAGGCAUUCAGAUCGCAGGGAAGACUCCGAGCGACCUGAGCAACGAGCACCACAUGUUGACUAUCCAAAAGAGGAUUAAUGACACCAUCGCCAAGAACAAAGAGCUCUAUCAGAUCACUCUGCCGAAAUUAUUUACCUUGGACCCCGAGGUGCUCGGCGACAUAAACAUGGAGUUUAUAGAGGAAGUGGUGGGCUCUCCCAUCCCCGAGCCCAAACAAAGAACUAGAAUCUUCCGCUCCCACUCAGAAAGCUCAGACGAGCUAUCAGAACUCGACCUCUCUCAUGGGAAGAAGGAUGCUUUUGUCCUGGAGAUUGACGACACCGAUGCCGUGGAAGAUAUUCACUCCCUACUCAUGGAUGCCUCGCCUCCCACGGGGUUCCACAGCUGCAACACUGAAAUCAUGCCUGGGAUUUACAACUGGACCUCGGGAAUACAGAUGUUUACAUCUGUGAGGGUGUUAAGGUUGAGUAAUGCCAAUCUCACCAAUCAAGGCUUGAAUAAGAUCUUCACUGACCUGUGUGAGAACCUGCUGAAGAGUUUGUACUUCAAGUUGCGCUCUAUGAUUCCCUGCUGUAUUUGUCAUCUUAACUUCACCGUUGCAGUACCGGAAGAAGAACUCAUACAAGUUGCUGUGACGGCGGUUGCCAUGACGUUCGACAAGGACCAGACCCAGGAGAAGCCAGUGGAAAAGCCUGUCACCAAAGGGUGCAGUGAGACAGAAGAGCAGCUGCAGUUCCCCUUGGAGCUCUGCGCCGAUUCUCCAUCUGCCAACACUCAGCCACCAUCCAAAACCUCAGGUAUCCCAGCAAAUACCGCUGUGUCAUCCAGAGCUGCCUCCGUUGAUUACGGUUCCUUUGCAGACAGAUGCAGCACCUGGCUAGAGCUGCUUAGGCUGAAAGCUCACACCAUAAGACGAGGAUCAGUUAAGACAAUCUCAUCUCUGGAGCGCUCCAGUCCACUGACCGAGGGCCGGUCCCGCUCGUUGCGCUCCAACCGCUGCUCAUUCGGAGGAAGCUCGGUCACCGUGGUGAAGAUGACGCCACUUUCCUUCCUCCCCGCCACACGGGUGGUUAAAUACUUGGGCAUCAUCAACAUGUUCUUCAUUCGAGAGACCACAUCAUUACGAGAGGAAGGUGGUGUGAGUGGCUUCCUCCAUUCGUUCAUAGCAGAGGUGUUUGCCAUGGUUCGUGCCCACGUCGCAGCUUUGGGUGGGAAUGCUGUCGUGUCCUACAGCAUGAAGGAGUGUGUGUUAAUGGAAAAUCCCAAUAAGAACCAGGCUCAGUGUCUUAUCAAUGUGAGUGGCGAUGCAGUCAUAUGCGUGAGGGAAUCGGAUCAGGAGCCCGCGUCAUCCACGACAAACCUCGGACAAGCAUGCACCAUGGGAAUGGAAGGGGCCACAUGACACCAGCCAUCGAACGCACAUACAUAGUCUAGCCGUCCAAAUGCGAGCAAUCUUUGUCUGCCUUAACUUUGUCAAACAUUUCCAAAGUUCAAAUGCAAGUCAUUAUAAGCAACACAUGCGCACAAAAGAAAAUUACAAAUACUGACAUGGAUUUUUGUCACGUAUUUCCACCAUAAUUGCUUGAAACAAUGGCCAAAGAAGCGCUUAACGUUUACCUGCUUUAACCACCGUCCCCCUCAAGUGUCAGCCCAAAGCCUCCCUAGUAUCGUCCGAGUGUGGUUACCAGCUACAACCACUUUAACAAUCCAGGCAUCUAAAAUGGAGUACAUGCGUACUGAUAUUUAACAUCUUAACUGAUUUUUAGGUGCGAAAACCCCAAACAUGACGAGUAAAAAAAUCAGCAAGCGUGUCCGUUUUGGUUGUGUAGUGUGUGGUGUAUGCAGAUGAGCAACACAGCACAUUAAACACAUACAGUAACAAUAUCUCCAUCGACAAUUGCUAGUCUCCUUACCCAAGCCAAAUACCUGUCAUAGUACAAAGACUAACUUGUGAGAGGCAGCAUGGUGGCAGGACAUCCACACUGCCGAAAUGUAUUGAACAGGUUUAACUUUACAUAUGUUAGCCCUGACCGUUUUCCAAGGGGGUGAAAUCGGGGGUGUUAAAAAAAUAGUCACUCUAUUAACACACCCAACACAACAGGAUGUUUCAGAGACAUCCGAUAAUCGGGCCUUUGCUGACUUGGAUCUGAAGAGGGGGGAAAUGCUCAAAUUUGGUCCAAUUGCUGGUAUGUUAGUGUGCACUGCUUCAGUCAUUGGUCCAAGGGACUCUACAAUAUUUCUAAUGCACUUGGAUUCUCCUUCCGUGUUUUUACCGGUAAUUGUCAACAUUAUUUUUAAAAAGCGACAGUCAUCAGCAUACACAAUUUGCCAAGUCUGUUUUGUUUUGUCUUCAUUAUCAAAGCUUUUCCAGUACAUUAUUGCUCACAGGAAGUGUCACCAACCACAUUUCUUGAUAAUAACCAGGUCACAGCCCCCGUCGUGUCCAGUCAAGUUUGCUGUACCUUAUACAAUGAACAUUUGUUAUGGUUUUACUGCAAAUGGUAAAAGCUUCUAGAUGGUUUGUAUUCAAAUUAACCAUGGCUUAUUAGUAAAGGUCAAAUUCUUUGCCCGGCUUCCAUCACUGCUGUUUUGGUGUCCUAAUCCUGAUACUGAUUUUUGGCUGUGAUGUUGAUUCAUGAUGUUCAGUGCUGGAAGUAAUUUAGAUUUGUUUCCCCCCAUAUGUAUAGAUAUACAGGCUGUAAAUUUGCUUUCUAAUCAUUAUUUUUUUUUUUUUGUAAGUGCAAUAAAUGCUCGUUUGGAAUUCGUGGUACUAUAAAUCAGUUUUUUUGUUGUUGUGACAAACGGGUUGUGAUCUAUUUCCUGUGUUUGUGUCCAAACUUGAAUGUGCUAGGAGCAUGCAGACCAAAUUUGUAUCGCCAUGAACUUGUAAUGCUUGCCUGGGUAAGACUUGCACAAUAAACUCAGUCAAACCAA